AAAGCAGGAAUAUGCACACAUAUAUAUAGCCACUGUUGUGUGUUCCCCAUCAAGUGGACUUCCUCCUCCCCAACACGGGCUCGCUGGGAAAGUGAGAGAAAGAUCGGAAAACUUCUCCGUGAACCAUAUUAAUACAGGCGUGAGUUGGCCAAGCUCGCAUAGUAGAAAAAUGUUCUUCUCCGGCGAUCCAUCCACUAGGAAGCGGGUUGAUUUGGGAGGCCGCAGCUCAAAGGAAAGGGAUAGGCAAAAGCUCCUAGAGCAGACGAGAUUAGAGCGGAACCGGCGCUUAUGGUUGCGCCAGCAAAACUCUUCCGCGGUGAAAAUCCAGAAAUGCUUCAGAGGGCGAAAAGCUGUCUUAGCUGAACAGUCUAAGGUGCGAGAGCAGUUCCAUAAAACCUAUGGCAAGCACUGCCAAAAUGUAGACAGGAAUGCUUUUGGUCCAGAUUCUGAUUUCCUUCGCCAGUUGCUCUACUUCUUUAAUGCAGAAAACCUGGAUGACUUCUCGAUUCUUGUGAAAGCGUGCCAACUACUUCAACAGUUUGCUCAAGAUAGUGGGGAUACUGUUAAGCUUCUUGCUGGUUUGGAUUACUCAUCCACAUGUGCUGUAGUGAACUACCGGGUGAAGAGGUUGAUAUAUAUGUGUAUUCGUGCCAUACACCAUCACAGAUAUCAGUUGAAAGAUCAGCUUUUGUUGACUUCCAAGGAAUCUAACGCCUCAGCUCUCCCGUUAUUGGAAGUAUUAGUUUUGUUGAUCGAUCCCAAACUCCCAUGGAGCUGUAAAAUAGUAGGAUAUCUCUUUCAAAAAAAUGCAUUUGCCCUACUUAGAGAGAUUAUUCUCACUGCAAAGGAUAAUGUGGAAGAUUUUUUCCCCAGUGGAAAAGGAUCAUCAUUGGAGCGUGUACUCACUGUUUUAAUUUCUCACAUCGGUCAGAAGCCAUGUAUCUGCACAGAUUUUGAGACAAGAUUUAGUUUCUCAUCUCAGAUUCUUACGAUUCCUUUCUUAUGGCAUCUUUUCCCAUACUUAAGACAGGCUUUUGCAACACAGGGCCGGAGCCAGCAUUAUAUUCAUCAAAUGGCUAAAUGUGUGCAAAACCAGAUUAAUUUACUACCUAAGGAUAUAUCAGAUGAAUUCCCUAGCUAUGCUUGUCUGCUGGGGAAUAUACUAGAAACUGCUGGAACUGCCUUGUCUCAGCCUGACUGUUCAUUUGAUAUGGCCAUAGAUGUUGCUGCUGUUACCACGUAUUUACUGGAGGCACUCCCAUCUGUAAAAACAUCAAAUAAAGGGACUAAAGAAAGUUCUAUGAUUGCUGAGGAUGAUAUGAGUGGAAAUGAUGAAGUUAUGGAAGUAGCCAUGGAUAGGAAAUUGGAGCAGCAAAUUUGCAAUGCCAUAGAUUCGCAAUUUCUUCUGCAACUGACAAAUAUUCUAUUUAGAGAGAUGCCGUUUGUAAAUGGUUGGGAUCAUGGACCAGAUGAUAGGGAAGUGGCAGCUGUUGGCGCAGUUUGUGGGUUUCUUCAUGUUACUUUCAGCACACUCCCACUUGAACGGAUCAUGACUGUACUUGCCUACAGAACUGAAGUUGUUCCUAAGCUUUGGAGUUUUAUGAAGCGGUGCCAUGAGAAUAAAAAUUGGUCAUCUUUGUCUGAGCAGCUAGCAUACCUCUCUGGAGACGCACCUGGUUGGCUGUUACCUCUGGCUGUAUUCUGCCCUGUCUAUAAGCACAUGCUUAUGAUAGUUGAUAAUGAAGAAUUCUAUGAGCAGGAGAAACCAUUAUCAUUGAAGGAUAUCAGAAGUCUUAUUAUUAUAUUGAGACAGGCUCUGUGGCAGCUACUGUGGGUGAACCAUAACACAUCUGCUUACUCAGUGAAAUCUGUCCCAGUCAACUCUGCCAAUAAGAGGCAGUCCAUUGAAAUCAUUCAACAGAGGGUUAGCAUUGUAAUAUCUGAGCUCCUCUCCCAGCUGCAAGAUUGGAACAAUAGGCGACAGUUUACAUACCCCAGUGACUUCCAUGCUGAUGGAGUGAAUGACUUCUUCAUCUCUCAGGCUGUAAUAGAGACUACACGAGCUAAUGAAAUAUUGAAGCAGGCCCCUUUUUUGAUACCAUUUACAAGCAGGGUCAAAAUAUUCACUUCUCAACUAGCUGCGGUCAGGCAAAGACAUGGGUCGCAGGCUGUAUUUACAAGAAACCGGUUCAGAAUAAGACGAGAUCGUAUUUUGGAAGAUGCUUAUAAUCAAAUGAGUCAGUUGUCAGAAGACGACCUUCGAGGACCAAUUCGUGUGACUUUUGUCAAUGAGUUUGGGGUGGAGGAGGCUGGAAUUGAUGGUGGUGGAAUUUUCAAAGAUUUCAUGGAGAACAUCACACGAGCUGCCUUUGAUGUGCAGUAUGGGUUGUUUAAGGAAACAGCAGAUCACUUGCUUUACCCAAACCCUGGAUCAGGAAUGAUUCAUGAACAACAUCUCCAAUUUUUCCACUUUCUUGGAACUCUCCUUGCAAAGGCUAUGUUUGAAGGGAUUCUUGUUGAUAUUCCAUUUGCCACCUUCUUCUUGAGCAAAUUGAAACAAAAGUACAACUAUUUAAAUGACUUGCCUUCCUUGGACCCAGAGUUAUAUCGCCACCUUAUCUUUUUAAAGCAUUAUGAUGGUGACAUUUCGGGUUUGGAACUAUACUUUGUCAUUGUAAAUAAUGAAUAUGGAGAGCAGACAGAAGAGGAGUUGCUUCCUGGAGGAAGGAACCUGCGUGUCACUAAUGAGAAUGUCAUCACAUUUAUCCAUCUUGUAGCCAAUCACCGCUUAAAUUCUCAGAUACGUCAACAAAGUUCCCAUUUCUUGCGGGGUUUUCAACAACUUAUACAGAAGGAUUGGAUUGAUAUGUUUAAUGAGCAUGAACUUCAGCUUCUGAUAUCAGGUUCACUUGACAGCUUGGAUGUUGAUGAUCUGCGGCUACACACCAACUAUGUGGGAGGCUAUCACAGCGAACACUAUGUGAUUGAGAUGUUUUGGGAAGUUCUCAAAGGCUUUUCAUUGGAAAACAAAAAGAAGUUUUUGAAGUUUGUGACAGGUUGUUCUCGUGGACCAUUGCUUGGAUUCCGAUAUCUUGAACCCUUGUUUUGCAUACAAAGGGCGGCCGGUAAUGCUUCUGAGGAAUCUCUUGAUAGGUUGCCUACGUCAGCUACUUGUAUGAAUCUGCUCAAGCUUCCUCCUUACAAAAGCAAGGAGCAGCUGGAAACAAAAUUACUAUAUGCCAUAAGUGCUGACGCUGGGUUCGAUUUAAGCUAAAGGGAGCCUCCUUUCUUCAGUUUAUUAGUACUUUAUUUAGGUUCGGUACUGCCAGACGACAGCUCACCGGUGGGCAUGCCGUCAGCCUCAUAGGAAGCUGCAGGAGACUACAAAAUGUCAAAUGCCAUAGUGAGAAUAGCAACGCCUUGUGUAUAUAUGCAAAUUCCUUAGUUUCUGUUUAAAUGUACAUAUCUCUAUAUUAUAAAUUGAUUUUUGAAGAAGUAACGCUUCUUCGACAGGAAUUUUUCUGACGUUUUGUACUAUUAUAAUUGAAUCAGAUAUACGUUUGGAUUUUUUUGGCUAGAGUAAAAAAUUUACAUCUGCGUUGCCAGAGUGUAAAAAUAAUGUGUCAAUACUCAACUGUAUGGAUAUGCAACAUACAUAUUCAUUCCCUAUAAAUUGAUUGAAUUCAGAUGUUGGCUGCAA
Molecule: messenger RNA, 3700 nt
Organism: Neltuma alba
Lineage: Eukaryota; Viridiplantae; Streptophyta; Magnoliopsida; Fabales; Fabaceae
Product: E3 ubiquitin-protein ligase UPL6
Exons: 27
Coding region: 170-3274 (1034 amino acids)
Biological process (GO): ubiquitin-dependent protein catabolic process; protein polyubiquitination
Molecular function (GO): ubiquitin protein ligase activity
Source: RefSeq, a predicted model, not a curated record